Penicillium chermesinum is the source of this 264-nucleotide messenger RNA. RefSeq lists its product as uncharacterized. Bases 1 to 264 code for a protein of 87 amino acids. The transcript has a single exon. Lineage: Eukaryota; Fungi; Ascomycota; Eurotiomycetes; Eurotiales; Aspergillaceae. The record is from RefSeq and is a predicted model, not a curated record.
AUGUGCGUAAAGACCCUGGGAUUGGCAUUGAUGUUCUGGUCUGGAUUGGAAUCAGGCGGUCUCGAAGCCCGGAUUCAAGACGCGAGGCGUCUUGGCUCCCCAAGAGUUGAGGAGAUCUGGAAAAGUGUAUGCAAGCCGGAAAAGCAUGAAAUAAUACUGCGUCCUCCAGCCUACCUAAUGUUUCUACCUUCAGGGGAGCCCUGCAGACUGUGGUACCAACUCAAAACAUUUCUGUGUAGUCAAAAGCCCCAUAAUUCACGGUAA